Candoia aspera is the source of this 3393-nucleotide messenger RNA. RefSeq names its product zinc finger protein 420-like. Bases 30 to 3086 code for a protein of 1018 amino acids. NCBI's taxonomy places the organism in Eukaryota, Metazoa, Chordata, Lepidosauria, Squamata, Candoiidae. Gene Ontology annotation, molecular function: RNA polymerase II cis-regulatory region sequence-specific DNA binding; DNA-binding transcription repressor activity, RNA polymerase II-specific. The transcript has 5 exons. The record is from RefSeq and is a predicted model, not a curated record. Gene Ontology annotation, cellular component: nucleoplasm; nucleus. Gene Ontology annotation, biological process: regulation of transcription by RNA polymerase II.
GGCUGGUCUUUUAGGCAGAGGAACUCUUCAUGGAGGAGAUCUCAGAAGACCCCCGGGGAAGAGGAGAUCAACCCAGUCCUUCUCAAGAGCUGCUUUUCAGGAGGAUCUCCCAGGAAGGUCCAGCUCAGGUCACCACCCCAUGGAAUGGAAGAACGUUGAUGGAAAUCCCUGAAAUGUCACUUGUUUGUGAUGGAGUAGAAGUAGCAGCUGUGCCUCCAGCUCAGGGCUUCAUAUCCUUUGAGGAAGUGGCUGUACAAUUUGCGGAGGAGGAAUGGGCCCUCCUCAGUUGGAGCCAAAGAGCCUUGUGGAAGGAGGUCAUGUUAGAGGUUUCUGUGCAUGUGGCUGCUCUAGCAGGUGUUGGGCAGGAGAAUGAGAACAACAAGCAGCUGAGGUUAGUGCCACUGCAAACAGCUGAGUAUGAAGUGGAAGAAGUGAUGUUAGGCCAUCAAGGGGAUUCAAAAAGGCAAGAGAGAAGCCACUCGGAAGAUGGAGGGGAGAGGUCCUCCACUUCUCUCCCUGUUGAAAUCCAUCACUUCCUGACCCAGCAAGCUCAGAAAGAAAACACAAAGGGAAAAUAUGCAGGAUGUGGCCAAAGAGAGAAAAAUAAAUUUAAUUUACGUGAAUGCUGUAGAAGCCAGGCUAAAAGGAAACAGUAUGUCUGCAGACAAAACAGAAAAAAUGUCAAUUUCUUUUCUCUUACUUUACCUAAAAAACUAUACAGGAAACACAAGCCACAUACAUUUAUAAAAUUUGGGAGGGGUUUCAGUCUGAGCAGUUAUGUUAAUUCCCAUGAAGAAUUUCACACAGAGAUGAAGCUGUAUAAAUGCAUGAACUGUGGAAAGAGCUUCAGUACAAGCAGCAAUCUUAUUCGCCAUCAAAUGAUCCACACAGGUGAGAAACCAUACGAAUGCAUGGAGUGUGGAAAGAGGUUCAUUGAGAACAGAGACCUUACUCGUCAUAAAAGGAUUCACACAGGGGAGAAACCAUAUAAAUGCAUAGAGUGUGGGAAGACUUUCAGAACAAAUGGUCAUCUGACUCGCCAUCAAAUGAUUCACACUGGUGAAAAACCAUAUAAAUGCCUGGAGUGUGGAAAAAGCUAUAUUGAGAACAGAGAUCUUACUUGUCAUAAAAGGAUCCACACAGGGGAGAAACCAUAUAAAUGCAUGGAGUGCGGAAAGAGCUUUCCUCGGAAUAGUGCCCUGAUUUGCCAUCAAAAAAUCCACACUGGAGAGAAACCAUAUAAAUGCAUGGAAUGUGGGAAGAGCUUUAUUAAGAAAGGACAACUUACUUCCCAUCAAAGGAUCCAUACAGGUGAAAAACCAUAUAAAUGUAUGGAAUGUGGAAAGAGCUUCAGUAGAAACAAUAAUCUUACAUCCCAUCAAAGGAUCCACACAAGGGAAAAACCAUAUGAAUGCACAAAGUGUGGAAAGAGCUUUAUUUAUAACAGUGGUCUUUCUCGCCACCAGAGGAGACACACAGGUGAGAAACCGUAUAAAUGCACAGAGUGUGGGAGGACCUUUAUUCAGAAAGGACAACUUACUUCCCAUCAGAGGAUCCAUACAGGUGAGAAACCAUAUAAAUGCAUGGAGUGUGGAAAGACCUUCAGUAGCAAGAGUGCCAUUACCUACCAUCAAAGAAUCCACACGGGUGACAAACCAUAUAAAUGCGCAGAGUGUGGGAAGACCUUUAUUCAGAAAGGACAACUUACUUCCCAUCAAAGGAUCCACACAGGGGAGAAGCCAUAUAAAUGCACAGAGUGUGGAAAAAGCUUUCGUCGGAACACAGAGCUUAUUCAUCACAAAAGGAUCCACACAGGGGAGAGACCAUAUAAAUGCCUGGAGUGUGGAAAGAGCUUUGCUCAGAAAGGACAACUUAAUUCUCAUGAAAGGAUCCACACAGGGGAGAGACCAUAUAAAUGCAUGGAGUGUGGAAAGAGCUUUCGUCGAAACACAGAACUUAUUCAUCAUAAAAGGAUCCACACUGGGGAGAGACCAUAUAAAUGUAUGGAGUGUGGAAAGCGGUUUACUCAGAAAGGACAUCUUACUCAUCAUGAAAGAAUCCACACAGGAGAGAAACCAUACAAAUGCAGAGAGUGUGGAAAGAGCUUUGUUCAGAAAGGACAACUUAAUUCUCAUGAAAGGAUCCACACCGGGGAGAAACCAUAUAAAUGCAUGAAGUGUGGAGAAAGCUUUAACAACCACAAGACCUUUACUCAUCAUAAAAGGAUGCACAAUGGGGAGAAUCCAUAUAAAUGCAUUGAGUGUGGAAAAAGCUUUAACAACCACAAGACCUUUACUCAUCAUAAAAGGAUCCAUACAGGGGAGAAACCAUAUAAAUGCAUAGAAUGUGGAAAGAACUUUACUCGGAAAGAACAUCUUACUCGUCAUGAAAGGAUCCACACAGGGCAGAAACCUUAUAAAUGCACAGAGUGUGGAAAGGGCUUCAGUACAAAUUGUAAUCUGACUCGCCAUCAGAGGAUCCACACAGGUGAGAAACCAUAUUGUUGCAGGGAGUGUGGAAAGAGAUUCAUUGAGAAUAGAAACCUUACUUCACAUCAAAGGAUCCACACAGGUGAGAGACCAUAUAAAUGCCUGGAGUGUGGAAAGAGUUUUUUUGACAACAGAGACCUUAUGUGCCACCAAAGGAUCCACACAGGGGAUAAACCAUAUAAAUGCCUGGAGUGUGGAAAGAGCUUUAUUCAGAAAGGAAAACUUAAUUCUCAUAAAUGGAUCCACACAGGAGAGGGACCAUAUAAAUGUAUGGUGUGUGGAAGGAACUUUAUUGACAACCGAGACCUUACUCGCCACCAAAGGAUCCACACAGGGGAGAGACCAUAUAAAUGCAUGGAGUGUGGAAAGACCUUUAUUGACAAUCGAGACCUUACUCGCCACCAAAGGAUCCACACAGGGGAGAGACCAUAUAAAUCCAUUGAGUAUAAAAAAAGCUUUAAUGACCACAGCACCUUUAAUCAACAUAUAGGGAUCCACACCGGAGAAAAAUAUAAAUGCAUGGAAUGUGGAACAAGCUUCUUUGAGAAUAGUGCGCUUACUUGUCAUACAUGUAUACACACACAAAAAAUCAUAUGAACCCAUGGAAUGAUCUUCAUUUGAAUCAAGAUACUCAUCUUCAAAGGAUCCAGACAUGGGAGAAAGCUUAGCAUUGCACAGAACAUGCAAAGAUCUUUGAUUUGAGCUGUAAUCUAAUUUACCAUCCAAACAUACAGAGGAGAAAAGCUAUAAGGGCUCGAAUGUGCAAAGAGCCGAAGGUGGAUCAGUUGUCUUACUUGUCAUAGGAUGACCUAUACAGGAGAGUUACCUUAGAAACCUAUGAGAAUGGGUGAGUCAGUGAAAGUGCACCAUUGUCUCACUCAUCUUAUGCUUUCUGCACAUAUCU